Messenger RNA from Mercurialis annua (annual mercury), 3778 nucleotides. Its product is annotated as LRR receptor-like serine/threonine-protein kinase RPK2. Gene Ontology annotation, biological process: protein phosphorylation. Gene Ontology annotation, molecular function: protein binding; protein kinase activity; ATP binding. The transcript is spliced from 2 exons. Lineage: Eukaryota; Viridiplantae; Streptophyta; Magnoliopsida; Malpighiales; Euphorbiaceae. The record is from RefSeq and is a predicted model, not a curated record. The coding region runs from base 66 to 3311 and encodes 1081 amino acids.
AAGUCAGUUAUUUGCUAAGACUAAGAAAAAAGGCCAUUUCUUUCAAGUUUUCCAAUCAUCAAGAAAUGAAAAGAUUUGGUUUUCCUGAGGCAAUUCUGUUCUGUUUUUGCUGUUCAAUUGUUUAUGGUUCAGGUGAUAAAGCAGCCCUGCUGGAGUUCAAAUCCUUAGUCUCUGAUCCUCAUGGGAUUCUCUCAACUUGGAACUCCAGUUCUGAUCACUGUUCAUGGUAUGGUGUCUCAUGCAACUCUCAGUCAAGAGUUGUUUCCAUCAGUAUCAGUGGUGGACAUGAUUCAGAUGAAGGUAAUGACAAUUCUCUGCCCUUCUCUUGUUCUGAGUCUUUGAGGUUUCCUUUUCAUAGGUUUGGAAUUAGAAGAAACUGUUCUGAUAAUCUUGUUGGGAAACUACAAGGGAAAUUAACUCCAUUGAUUGGUAAACUUAGUGAGCUUAGAGUGUUAUCUCUGGUUUUUCAUAAGUUUAGUGGUGAAAUUCCUUUGGAAAUUUGGGGGUUGGAGAAUUUAGAAGUGCUUGAUCUUGAAGGGAAUUUGUUCACUGGUGAAUUGCCUUGUGAUGGAUUUGUUCGGUUGCGAAAAUUGAGGGUUUUGAAUCUCGGUUUUAAUAGGCUUUACGGGGAGAUUCCUAGUUCUUUAUCAAAAUGUGUGGAUUUGGAAGUUUUGAAUUUGUCUGGUAAUAAGCUGAAGGGGUCAAUUCCGAUGCUUUUCGGUCGGUUUUCCAGGCUAAGAAAAGUGUAUUUAGCUAAUAAUGAGCUGAAUGGGACUGUUCCGGUUGUUUUGGGAAGUAAAUGCGCGUAUCUUGAGCAUCUUGAUUUGUCAGGGAAUUUCCUUAUUGGUGAGAUUCCUAGUACUUUGGGAGAUUGUCGGCAGUUACGGACACUUCUGUUGUUUUCGAAUAUGUUGAAUGGGGAGAUUCCUCGUGAUCUUGGCCAACUUAGGAAGCUUCAAGUUCUUGACAUUUCUAGAAAUUUCAUUGGUGGUAUGAUCCCUGCUGAGCUUGGUAAUUGCGUGGAUUUGUCGGUUCUUGUUCUUUCGAACCUUUUUGACGCGUGGCUUAAUGAGAGAAAUGUGAGUGGAAAGAUACCGCAUUUGCUGCAUAGUGGUAAUGAUGAUGGGCACAAUCAAUUCCAAGGGUUUCUUCCUAAAGAAAUUACAACCCUUCCAAAGCUGCGGGUGCUUUGGGCACCAAUGGCAUUUUCAGGAGGGAGGCUUCCAAGCCAAUGGGGCGACUGCACGAGCUUGGAAAUGGUAAACUUAGCUCUGAAUGGUUUCAAUGGAGAAAUAAAUGGAAUUUUUGAGAAAUGCAGAAAGAUUCAUCACCUUGAUUUGAGUUCAAAUAGGCUAAGCGGGGAGCUCGAUGAGAAGCUUCCAGUUCCUUAUAUGACUUUGUUUGAUGUCAGUCAGAAUUUCAUGUCUGGCACCAUCCCCAGGUUCAGUAAUUGCAGUGCUCGCUCACGUGUAACCUCCUUGCAUUCAGGUCUUGGCCGUAUUUAUGACCCAUCAUCUGCGUACGUGUCAUUCUUCGAGUAUAAAACACGUAAGGAACACCAUUUGCCAUUUCCUGUUGCAAAUUUGGCAAUUAUUCACAGCUUUGGUGGGAACCGUUUCACUGGUUCAAUACGUUGGCUGCCAGUUGCACGGCAGCGAUUAGGGAAGCCAGUUGAUUAUGCUUUUCUUGCCAGUGGAAACAAGCUCACUGGAUCAUUUUCAAGAAGCUUUUUCGGAAAGUGCUCUGAAUUACAUGGAAUGAUUAUUAAUGUCAGCAAAAACCAAAUAUGUGGCCCUAUUCCACAUAAUAUUGGUUCAAUAUGCAGAUCUCUUAAAUUUUUGGAUGCCUCGAACAAUCGAAUUUCAGGGUCAAUACCCCAAAGUCUUGGGAAUUUGAAGUUUCUUGUUACCCUUAAUUUGAGUGGGAACAAACUGCAGGGUCAAAUACCAGCUAGUCUCUAUCAAUUGGAGCACUUAAAGCAUAUCUCCUUGAAUGGUAACAACCUGACCAAUGCAUUCCCUUCUGGUUUUAGACAACCGGAUUCCCCUGAAGCAGUAAGGCUUUCUGAAAAUUCCUUCUAUGUCAAACUCUUUGAACGUAAUUCCUCCGGUGCCUCAAAUAUGAGAUUACUUUCCUCAAUCAGCACGUCCUCACAAAACAUGUCAGAGCCAGUUUUCUUGAAUGAUGAAACAGGAAACGACGGGGAUGAUCAACUAGGUAAUGUUACUUCUGCAUCUGAGUCUCAAUUGGAGACAGGUAAAGGGGAUAAGGGUUUUAAGCCAAUUGAGAUUGCAUCUAUAGCAUGUGUGUCAGCUAUUCUUUCUGUUCUUGUUGCUCUAGUUAUUAUUUUCUUUUACACAAGAAAAUGGGGCCAGAACACCCGGAUUGAGGUUUCUGAACCAAAGGAAGUUACAGUAUUUGCUAAUAUUGGGGUUCCACUAUCAUAUGAGAAUAUAGUAGAAGCCACUGGGAACUUCAAUGCAAGCAACUGCAUCGGAAAUGGAGGCUUCGGUGCCACUUACAAGGCUGAAAUUUCUCAAGGAAUACUAGUGGCAAUAAAGAAGCUCGCUGUCGGAAGGUGCCAUGGUGUUCAACAGUUCCAUAAUGAGAUAAAGGCCCUAGGAAGUCUGAGACACCGUAAUCUUGUAACCUUGAUAGGGUACCAUGCCAGUGAUAGUGAGAUGUUUCUCAUUUAUAAUUAUCUGCCGGGUGGUAAUCUGGAAGAUUUUAUUAAGGAAAGAUCACCAAGUGCUGUUUGUUGGAAGGUUCUUCACAAGAUUGCUUUACAUAUAGCCUCUGCUCUUGCUUAUCUUCAUUGUCAAUGUGCUCCUCGAGUUCUACACCGUGAUGUUAAGCCUAGUAACAUUUUGUUAGAUAAUGAGUUGAAUGCAUACUUAUCUGACUUUGGGUUAUCUAGGCUGUUGGGAACUUCCGAAACUCACGCAACAACUGGUGUGGCCGGAACCUUUGGAUAUGUUGCUCCCGAAUACGCUAUGACCUGUCGUGUAUCUGAGAAGGCUGAUGUUUACAGCUACGGUGUGGUUUUACUCGAGCUGAUAUCAGAUAAGAAGGCAUUGGAUCCCUCAUUUUCUUCACAUGAAAACGGUUUCAACAUUGUAUCUUGGGCUUGCAUGCUUUUACGCCACGGCCAAGCAAAGGAUGUGUUCACUGCAGGGCUAUGGGAUUCAGGUCCGCAAGAUGAUCUAGUGGAAGUGCUGCACUUGGCUGUGAAAUGUACAGUUGAAACCCUCUCGACCAGGCCAAACAUGAAGCAAGUCGUCCAGCAGUUGAAGCAAAUUCAGCCGCCCUAGUGUUACCAGAAAAUGAACGGUGUACAUUCGAGUCGCAACAAAGGUAGACAAAAUGCAAUCUUGUAAUUGUACAUUUGGUGCAAAUCAUCGACAGUAGAUAAACCCUUUGAUGCUGAUUAGAAGUUUUCUAUGCAGUUUAUAGUCCCGUCGCCAUUUUUUAUAUCGUGGCAAGGUUGAUAGGAGACUAUCCAUGUUAGAUCAUAGCAGUAGAUGAAUAGAAAGUUUCCAUAUUAUAGAAUAAGUGCAUAAUCUUAGAAUCAUAUCUGGAUUGAUAAUCAUAUCUGGAAUUCCCUUUUAUGUAUAUGUUUAUCAGCAUUUUCAUUAUUAUUUGAGGUUGAGCACUAGUCAAAGGAGAUCAUCAGAUAUGUGUAAUUAUUUGUAUAAUAUCUUCACCUCCCUUGACUAGGACUGGUUAGUUAUAUUUGGUGGUUCAUUUUUAACUGGAAAUUAUACUUAUUCUAUUUAAA